AUGUCUCCCCCUGCGGUGGAGCCGGCGGUAGCAGCUGCACGACGAAGGAUAUCAUCACUAAAUUUACAUUUGUGUUCAUCUUCGAGUCUUUCUUCUACUUCGUCGUCGUCUUUGUCAACGCGUAUCUUUGUUUCCGAUAAAGUACAAACCGCAUUAAAAAACAACAUUCCGGUCGUCGCUCUCGAGUCGACAAUCAUCUCGCAUGGCAUGUCAUACCCGGAGAACUGCAAGUGUGCCAUGGAGGUUGAAGAUAUCAUCUCCUCAAAAGGAUGUGUACCAGCUACAAUUGCCAUAAUUGACGGGUACGUCAAAGUUGGACUCACGCGAAAAGAAAUCGAUAAGUUAGGUAAGGAAGGAGCUAGGGGUGAUGUUCAAAAAGUCUCUAGGCGAGAUAUCGCUCCGAUUUUGGCGAAUGCGUCGCUGUCGGAAUCAUCACUUGGUCGAUUAAAACUUGGUGCAACUACGGUUUCGGCGACUUUAUUAAUCGCAGACAUGAUGAAAAUCCCCGUUUUUGUUACGGGCGGCAUCGGAGGCGUUCAUCGAAACGCAGAGACGACUUUUGACAUAUCGAGCGACCUCAUCGAGCUAUCUCGUGCGAAGAACACGGUCGUGGUGUGCGCGGGAGUCAAAUCUAUUUUAGAUAUAGGAAAAACGUUAGAGGUUUUAGAAACGUUAGGUGUCACCACGGUUGGGUACAAGACGACCGCGUUUCCGGCUUUCUUUACUCGUGAUUCAGGCUUUAAACCAUCGACGUUCGUAAACUCGGCCGAGGAAGCGGCAAAUCUCAUCGAUGCGCGAAACGCUCUGCGAUUGAACAGUGGAGUAUUGUUUGCCGUUCCAGUACCAGAACAGUACGAAAAAGCGACUGGUGCUGAGAUUGAGCGUUGUACGACGCAAGCGAUUCGGGAAGCCAAGAGGCGGAGGAUAUCCGGACGCGAUGUCACGCCGUUCUUGCUCAAACGAAUCGUCGAGCUCUCGAAAGGAAAGAGUUUAAGCACAAACAUAGCUCUUGUUAAGAACAACGCGGAAGUUGGGGCAGAUAUAGCAAUUGCACUGAAAGAUAUAAGAGGAGAAGAAUAA
Molecule: messenger RNA, 1080 nt
Organism: Bathycoccus prasinos
Lineage: Eukaryota; Viridiplantae; Chlorophyta; Mamiellophyceae; Mamiellales; Bathycoccaceae
Product: indigoidine synthase A family protein
Exons: 1
Coding region: 1-1080 (359 amino acids)
Molecular function (GO): pseudouridylate synthase activity
Source: RefSeq, a predicted model, not a curated record